AUGAGGGUGCUUCGUUGUCUAACGUUCGUUUUGCCCGUGGUAGGACUCACGCCAUGGAGCGUGCCCGCGUCCAAGUUCAAGCGCGCGUUAUGGAUGAGCUCACCAACACUGUCCAUCGACCUCUCCCAAUCAUGGUCAACCUCCGACGUCGUCAUAAACCAACUCGACAAACCAAGUGCCAUCAGCGGGAACAACACGCUUCGCGCCCCGGGUCUCUUCUGGUCGCAGUACUGGCGCUCCAUCAUCGUCUUCGGCGGCAACACCUACGGCGCCUCGAAAACGUCCUCCCAGCUCGCCAUCUGGCAGUUCAAAGUCGGCGCCGUGGCUACCGGCGACGGUAACUGGACUGAGACCCGCGGCCCGGACAACGAGCUCUGGAAAGCAGUGCUGUGGCCGUACAGCGCGGCGUAUGCGUCUGGCUCCCCGGCCGGGUUGGCGUAUGGAGGUAUCACGGUGAAUGAUCAGGAUUCGAAUAACACGCCUGCGCCGCUGGGCUAUACGACGGUGAAUAGCACGCAGAAUGAGUAUCACCAGUUUUAUUAUGAGACGAAGACGCCCGGGUUGGUGGAUGGGAAGGGUCAUUAUAUGGGUGGGUUUGGAGGGGAGGAUGGCGUUGCGGUGGUGGUUGGCGGACGCAGUUUCACGAGUAAUGGACCGGGGAGUUUGAGGAAUAUGAGCCAGGUUAUCGUGAUGGAUAUGACGAAUCGAAGGGUUUUCAACCAGACGGCUACGGGUGAUGUGCCGAAGGGACGGGUUCAUCAUUGUAUGACGGGCGCGCAGGGCAGUGAUAGUUAUGAGAUUUUUGUUUUAGGCGGCUCCGACCCCAAUUUCUUCAACAACGAAGCCACAGACCUCCAAAACGUCUACAUCCUCUCCCUCCCCGCCUUCCGCUGGUUCAAGACCCCCGUCGUGGUUCCCGCGCGCGCAGGCGCAAAUUGUCAUGUGGUGCGCAACCAGAUGCUGACGUACGGCGGCUGGGACCCGACGACCUCUUCUUCGUACGCGAGUGCCGACAGCUGGACGUACGGGUUGGGGAUCUUUGAUACGAGUUCCCUGACUUGGGGCACGGCGUUUAAUGGUAGUGCGGAGGUGUAUGGGACGCCGGAGGUGGUGAAGAGGUGGUAUGCUGGGAAUUCUAAAUACCCAACCUGGAACGACCCAGACACCGCAGCACUUUUCACCACUCUCCGCGCAGCCGCAACUUCCUCCUCACCUACAUCCACCCCCACCCCAUCCUCCACAUCGGGCUUAAGCGCACCUCUCCCCUCUCUUCCCGCCGACUCGAAAACGAAUGUAGGCGCCAUAGCCGGGGGCGUCGUCGGCGGCGUCGCCGUGCUUGCUGCUGUGGCUUUCCUGCUUUGGUUCUUCUGUAUGCGUGGGAAGAAGGAGAAGGGCGAAAAGGGGGAAGGGAUCCCGGAGUUACAUAAUCAGAGGGAUGUGCCGGAGAUGGUUGGGGAGGGGAGACCGUUUUUGGAGAUGGACGCUGGUGGGGAGAGGAGGGGGGCGUAUGAGGUUGAUGGGAGGGAGAAAGGGGGUGUGGAUGUGAAGGAUGUGAAGAGGGUUGAGCUGGAGCCUGUGGAGUUAGCUUAG
Molecule: messenger RNA, 1590 nt
Organism: Glarea lozoyensis ATCC 20868
Lineage: Eukaryota; Fungi; Ascomycota; Leotiomycetes; Helotiales; Helotiaceae
Product: Kelch motif
Exons: 4
Coding region: 1-1590 (529 amino acids)
Molecular function (GO): protein binding
Source: RefSeq, a predicted model, not a curated record